This is a messenger RNA of Sphaeramia orbicularis (orbiculate cardinalfish), 1491 nucleotides long. Its product is annotated as amphiphysin-like. NCBI's taxonomy places the organism in Eukaryota, Metazoa, Chordata, Actinopteri, Kurtiformes, Apogonidae. Gene Ontology annotation, biological process: synaptic vesicle endocytosis. Gene Ontology annotation, molecular function: protein binding; phospholipid binding. Gene Ontology annotation, cellular component: synaptic vesicle; cytoplasm; plasma membrane. The transcript is spliced from 10 exons. The record is from RefSeq and is a predicted model, not a curated record.
AUGGCGGAAAUCAAACGGGAAUCUUCGCUACAACCGUGCAGCAAAAGGCUCGAACGAGCGCAGGAGAAGGUUUUGCAGAAACUUGGAAAAGCAGACGAGACUAAAGAUGAGCAGUUUGAACAAGUGGUCAUCAACUUCAGGAGACAAGAGUCGGAGGGCUCCAGGCUGCAGAGGGAAAUGAAGUCCUACAUGGCUGCCAUUAAAGGAAUGCAGCAGGCCUCCAUCAACCUGAGUCAGUCUUUGCAUGAAGUCUAUGAACCCGACUGGCAUGGCAGGGAUGACGUGAUGAGCAUCGGGAAGGACUGUGAUGCAUUGUGGGAAGACUUCCAUAACAAAGUGGUGGACUCCACUCUUCUGAACCUUGACGCCUACCUUCAGCAGUUUCCUGACCUCAAGGUCCGUGUGGCGAAGAGAAGCCGGAAGCUCAUCGACUACGACAGUGCUCGGCAUCAUGUGGAAACUCUGCAAGCAUCUGGGAUGAAGAACGACCGCAAGAUGAUGAAGGUCAGCUGAGGAGCUGAAAAGGCCCAGAGGGUGUUUGAUGAGCUGAAUGCUGGUCUGCAGGAUGAGCUGCCGACUCUGUGGACAAGUGACCGAGUCGGGUUCUACAUCAACACCUACAAGAGUGUGACAUCUCUGGAGGCCAGGUUUCACCGAGAGAUUUCUGUGCUCUGUAAACAGCUGUAUGAAGUGAUGACAAAGCUUGGAGAGCAGCACUCAGACAAAAUGUUCACCAUCCAAGGAGCUCCCAGUGAUUCAGGACCGCUGCGACUCGCUCGAACUCCGUCACCGCCGGACGAUGAAAGUCCACCUGAGAGUCCAGAUGCCAGCUCCAAUCACAUGCUCCGGCCCGUCUCACCUGGACCACCUCGGCCCAAGUCGCCCUCACAGGUAAACAUGACCCAUUACAGGUUCACCGCGGUGGUUUCUGGUUGCAUUUCUGAUUGGAAAUCUUUCCAAAACUUAUGUUGUAACAGACCCAUCACACCACGUGUUGUGAAUAUAAGUGACUCAGAACAUUUGUGAUAAUUGCUGGUAGUAGCUACUUAACAUAUUUAUUGAUUAAGCGUCUAUAUCAGGCUAUUUGAUAAAUACAUUACAGUUCUUUUUCUAAUGAAAGCCUGAGACAAACAAUAGGUCUAGUCCAAAAUAAAGCAAACAUGAGAUUGUACAGGGAUAACAACAGCACAGAGCCAUCGCACAUAGACUGAACCUCCAGAAACCAGAGAAAAUGACAAGAAAAUGAAUGAGUUAUACCCUAACUCUAACCCUAACCCUUGGGUUUCAGUUGUAACUGAAGAAAUUAGUAAAAUCAAUCGAAUAUGACGUUAGUGGUCAGGAAGAGCGUGUUUAAUUAUUAGACCAUGUUUGAGCAGUAGAAGGAUAAAGGUUUCGGAUCAGGGUUUGAAGGAUGUUGGGUGUGUUCUAUAGUUGCAGACCACACUUUAUUUGCAGGAGAAUUUAUAAAAAAUAUUUUGUUAGUUCUGCAGU